AUGUUCUCCGCUGCAAGCAACUUCUUCCGCAGGCGGCCCGUGGCUGUGGCUGACCCCGCGAUCUCUGAUUCUUCUAGCACUUACGAGGUGCCCUUGUACACAAACGCAGCUUACUAUCCGAACUGGAGGAUUUAUCGGAAGCAACCUCCCUCCUCUUUGCGAUUGGGGUUUAUUUCUCAUGUAUUCUACUCAUUUGCUUGGGUUAAAGAAGAUGGAACUGUCUAUUUGAGCGAUGAGUGGGCUGAUACUCAAAUGCCAGUGGAUGGGACUGAAGGAUGCUUACGAGCUUUUGUCCAAUUAAAGCAACAAUACUCCCAAAUGCGAGUGAUUCUUUCUGUCGGUGGUGGAGGCAAAGGUAGCGAGCACUUCGCGGCCGUUGCCCACAGUCGGUCUCGCUCGGAGACAUUUGUUCGCACGGCGCGGCAAUUGGUUGAUCAAUUUGGUCUGGAUGGUAUCGAUAUCGAUUGGGAACACCCUGCCGACUCCAAGCAAGGAAAAGAUUAUGUCCGUCUUCUCGCUCGCUUACGUGAAGUACUACCAGCUCCACGAUAUGUCCUAGCCACUUGUCUUCCCGCGGGUCAAUGGGCUCUCCAACAUAUUGACCUCUCCGCGGUCCAGCAGUACUUGGACAUGAUGAACUUGAUGACAUAUGAUUUUGCGGGGCCAUGGGAAUCGGAGACUGGUCAUCAGUCCCAAUUAUAUGGAACCCCUACCUCGUGUUAUCUAUCGGUAUCAUAUGUAUUAUCACAAGGAGUACCCUCUCGCAAACUUAUUCUUGGGAUUCCAACAUAUGGGCGAUCAUUCCUGGAUAGCAAUGGACCUGGGCAAAGAUACACUAGCUGCGGUGGUGAAGAUGGAGUUUUCGACUACUGUGAUCUGCCACGCCCAGAAUCCCAAGAAGUGCUCGACAAUCAAGCGGGUGCUGCUUAUUGUGUUGGUGGAGAUGGUGGAUUUGUAACCUAUGACAUUCCUGCAACAGUACAACAGAAAGCGCAAAUGGUGACGACGGCAAAACUGGGCGGUCUCUUUUACUGGCACAUAUGCUCUGACUCUCGAGGUCCUCGGAGCCUUAUUGAAACUGGUUAUAACACCCUACACGAUAUGUAG
Messenger RNA from Penicillium angulare, 1107 nucleotides. Its product is annotated as glycoside hydrolase family 18 protein. Gene Ontology annotation, biological process: carbohydrate metabolic process; chitin catabolic process. Lineage: Eukaryota; Fungi; Ascomycota; Eurotiomycetes; Eurotiales; Aspergillaceae. The transcript has 4 exons. Gene Ontology annotation, cellular component: extracellular region. The record is from RefSeq and is a predicted model, not a curated record. Gene Ontology annotation, molecular function: chitinase activity; chitin binding. Bases 1 to 1107 code for a protein of 368 amino acids.